GAUAAAGAGAGAGAGAGGUGGAGAGAGAGAGAGAGAGAGAAAGAGACGCGAGCAGUUUCGGUAACGGAUGAGGCUACCCUGAAGCGCGAUCGCGAGAGAGACAGGAGAGCGGAGAGGGACGACCAGAGUCUCCUUAGGGAGAUCGUUUCGUGUGUUUGAAGCGAAUUCGCUCGCGAGAGGCAACACAGUGCCAGAGAGAGUGUGCUUGUUCGGGGUGACCGAGGUGUCGACCUCUCACCCCCGAUCAAACCAGCAAGCAGGUCGGAUGAUGUGGGCGUCUCUGCUUUUGGCCGGGAUCUUAAGCGGCUGGUGGGGCGCACUGGCGCUCGCUGCGGCACCCCCCGCCAAUCGGAACUCCCUCGAGGAGACGUCGACGAGGACCACCAGCGACUAUCCGCCAUCGAUGAACAUCGCCGACGUUGAAAAGCCCCGCAAUUAUCGUUCGCCGUCUUGGAACUUGGUUACGCGCGCCAUCGACGGACAGGACGAGUCCGAACCGGCCGAUCUCGACGUCGCGAGAUCACCGCUAGAUUACGAGUCACCGGCCAGCCACGUUGCCCCCUCGUCGUCGUCGAGCUUCGACGAGCCACGACGACGUCUCGAUCCGGAGGACGAACGAGCUGCGUCCUCCGGGAGCAACGAGAACGAUGACCGGCUCGUCGAGUCCUCCUCGUGGACGCAUCCGCGCGACCAGAUGUCUCGGACCGUCCCGAAAUCCUCGGCCGACCGUCAAGCUUCUUCCGCGAUCGGUUCGGAGCAGCGUAGCGACUCGCUGUCGUCGCUCGAUGAAACGUCCGCGCAGAGAACGGAGGAACUGCUGCUCGACGACUCCAUACGGGACGCGUUCGUCUCGUCGUCGAUGCGGGCGAACCGUCGCCUCGAGGACGAGGCGGUCGGUCAUCCGAAAACGAUAGAGUCCGGCCUAACGCGGCUGCCUCGUCACUCGUCCACGCAACCGCCGUUCCUGUACGCGCAGGGGAACGACGAGUCGUCGAUGGAGAGGCCCCGCGUGAUCCGAUCGACCAAGCAACGACCAAAGAACCGCACCAAGGCGGACUCGCCCAGGGAGCAACGGCGACGAUGCCGGAACAAGGGUUGUCGCGGGCAGAACUGGUGUCCCGACCUGGACGUCGGCAACCGGGCGUACCUGGCGCCGACGGUGUUCGAGGGGAAGGCCAGGAGCAUGUCCUCGGCGAGGAAGCCCGGCUCGAACUACGCGGUGACGUUCGAGGUGAAGCAAGUAUACAAGAGCCAGCCGGGAUUCCAGCCGCUGCAGAAAAACGACAGCGUCAGGCUGCACUUUCGUGACAAAUCGGCGCCCGGCAAAUCGACGGUCUGCGGCUACGACACCGACGGGAAGCAACAGCAGCAGCAGCAGCAGCAGCAGCAGCGCGAUAAUCAGAGUGGUGUGGUGCGAGCCAAUAUUAAGAGGGGUAAAGUGUAUCUAGUGUUUGUGAAUCGCGUGGGACCCAGAAACUUUACGAUUCUCGGUGAGCCGGUGAUUCGAAGCAAGAAGAACGAACAGGCGGUUCAGGCUGUCGUUCGACCGGAUUACGUGAGGGAAGUAACGUUGUCCGAGCUCAGGGACUCGAUAGCCAGGUUACGGGAAAGAGUGAAGCUGGUGUGUCGAACGAAGGGAUCCCCGCCCCCGAGGGUGCACUGGCUGAAGGACGGCAUACCGCUGCACCCGCGAAGAGGCCUCAAGAUUCAGCACAAACGGCGGAGAUCGAAAGUGGUGAUAUCCUCCGCGAAGCUAGAGGACAGUGGUAGAUACGAGUGCGUGGCGGAGAGUACUUCCGGACACAGGGCCUCGCUCGCGGCCCAGCUUCUAGUCGCUCACGAUACGAGAAUUCCGGAAACGACGACGGCGGCGUGGCCGAGGCAGGAGCAGCCGUGCCCGAUCGCGGGCGACUUUUGCAUGAACGGCGGUACCUGCCUGUUUUUCGAGACCGUCGGUGAACCAGCAUGCAGAUGCGCGGAAGGCUUCACGGGUCAGCGGUGCGAGACGAAGGACGUCAUCAGCACCGGAAGUGUGUACAACAGGCAAAGGGCGCCGUUUUCCUGCAAGCUGGGACUAUCGACCUCGUACUACUGCUAGCGAUAAUCGCGCGGGGCCCUUCCAUUCCGAGUAGAGCUCGUUUUUUCGCAACGAACCGAACGAGACUUCUCUCGGGGUGUGCGCUCGAUUAAGAGUUCGGUCGAGGAGACAGCCUCUCGAUCAGCCCACGAGAAGAAUGUCGUGAGAGGGCCAACGCGCGCGACCAACAAACGAACGAGGAGCCGAAUCAGAAUAUCCGUCGAUCGUGUCGGGAUCGAAGCCGCGUUACGCGCGCUCCGCGCGGACGGGGGGAACGCGGAGGGAGAUCGCGGAGCGAACCGCAGCGAUUUUUCGAACAGAGAGAAACAAGGGAGGAACACGCGUUUUUUUAGAGCCGCUGUUAGGGGGACCGAACGGGGCAGCGAACGCGUUUUGCGCAGACUUUCGGAGAACCCGUUGUGUUGCGUCGGGCAUUAGAAACGGAAGUCCUCCGUGUAGGAGAUCUGGUUCCGAAACAGUUUUUGCUAACGGGUAUUCGUACCUUUCUUUCCUUUUCGUCUUUGUCGUCUGUUCGUCCUUGAUUUCUUCUUCUUCUUCUUCUGUUCCUUCUAAUUCUUCUUUUUCUUCUUCUUCUUCUUCUUCUUCUUCUUCUUCUUCUACGUUGUCGACAGCAACACCCUGUUAACUUCUCUUUUAGAAAAUGUCGCGUUACGACACACCUGCCUCGCGUCUCCAUAGAAAUUUUAUUCGCGAGACAUCGAACUAGAAACCGUUCGUGCGUGUACACGUCUGCCUCUGAUGUCGCUGCUACUGCCUGCCUGUCUGUACGUGAAUGCAUGUGUAUACGCGAGUACGUCUGUAUGCGUGAAUAGAGAGACCAAGGAGAGAAAGAGAAACAGAGAGAGAGAGAGAGAGAUAUAUAUAAAGCAGUCGCGAGCGCUCGAGAGCGUUGCAAGAAAAAGAGUUACGGCGGAUUCUUGCCACUUCCGAUCCCCUUCAGUUUCAUAUCGGGGAAGGCAGGGAGAGAGAAGAGCGUUCGAGUGACGCUCGUGAUUCAGAAGUGGUGCUUGACCUCGAAAGAUCGCGCGAUCCGUCAGUGAAUAAAAAGGAAAAUGGAAAAAAAAUGAAGAUGCGAGAGAGACACAGAGAGAGAGAGAGAGAUAGAGAGAAGAGAGUAUGUGUGCGAGAGAAAGCCAGACAAAGAGUGAGAGAGGAACGGAGAGAAUGAAGAGCAGGCAGAAGGGCGUUCGAAGGUCGCGCACUUUUCGGAGUCUCCGCCAGGGAGAACAAUACCAAAGAGCCCAGGGUCUCUCGAUAAAGGACGCCGUGAGAGUGGUCGAAAACGCUCGGUGGUAUCGUUUAGGGUUAGGCCGAUACCGUACGCCUACGCUGGAUCAUCUCGGGAACCGGGAAAAUGGAUCGAGUGGCCGCGGGAAAGCGUUUCCCGUGUACCCAUUUCCAUCGACGGGGCGAAAGGCGGCGAGAGGACGGCCCUCCCGUCUGUCGGCCGCCCGAACAGCGUGCACGGGAAUUCGGGAAUAAUCCCGACAGGUGUGGGAGAUACCGGUCGACGCGGGAACGUCGCGAAAAUCUGCCGAAAACCGUGCAUCUCGAUAACGCCGCGUCGUCUCCCACCGGUGGGCUUUCGCGAACGAGAACAGGGACGCGUCCCCGUCCUCCGCCUCCGCCUCCGCGUCUUCCGUCUCCUCCUGACGCCUCCUUCCCGUCGUCGCGGUUGUUGUUUUGCGAGGAGCUCUGAAUCUUUUGUCGCUCGUCGUCGGGAAAUCUGGGCCACACCGUUGGAGCGUAAAGUUGCGCGCGCGCGAGUCGCGAACAAGAAAGGGAACGUCCGUCGCGCGAAAACCGGGCCUAACGACGCCGGGAAGAGAUACUCGACGCCGUCGCACACACACGAGUGUAACACGGAUCGGUGUGCCAGCCGGCGACGAUGAUAUUACGGCGCGAGGCGUGUCCGGCCUUCCGAAAAUUGCUUCGUAUUUUUACGCGGAGACAAUUCGAGCGCGCGGAUCAAUCGCGUCGCCGGAAUAAAUACCGCGAUUCGUGCGCGUCUCCUCGACGACGUCCCGGUUCUCGUCUUCGUCGUCGUCGUCGGCCUCCGAAGAUUCUACGGCGCGCUUCGAUCCUCCUCGCGAGGUGACCCCGCGUUCUCCGGAAUGCUUCCAGCGACGAUCGAUCGGGGAACGACUCGCAUGUACUUGGGCGAACGCGGAAAGAUCGGAGGACGCGAACCGAGGGAAUCGGACACUCGAGCGGCGGAGCGGUUCGCUCGGCAGCGGGAACGCGCGAGCGGCGAACCGCUGCGAGAAGAGACCACUAGGCAACAAAACGAUUUUAUGUAUAAUACUGAUAAUGUAAUACGCGUUUAGGCUAGCUGAAAAAACAGAGACUUAAGAUAGUUGAAGAGUAACGAGGGAGGGCAGUGGAGAGAGACAGAGAGCGAGAGAGAUGGAGAGAGAAAGAGAGGGAGAAUGAGCGAGAGAAAGAAUGAGCUGAGAGAGACAGAGAGAGAGGGAGAGAGAGAGAGAGCGCGAGCGCGAAAGAAAGAAAGAGUGAGAGGGAGAGAAAGAGCGAACAAAAAUACCGCGACGAUUAGGAAAUGGCACGUCGGUCGAGAACUUUCCGAACGAGACGAUCGGACGCAUUUAGAAACACGAACCGCGAAAAUUUAUCCGAUUCUCCCGGGGACACAGAUCCUUCCACGGAUUAUUUCGGGCAAUUCCUGUCCCCGGGCCUCGUGCAAACUUUAUUCCGUCAAAUUGGAGGUUCGUCGUGUGUCGUUUUUCUACAAUCGCGACGGCGAAAUCGUUCUCCUUCGGAAUUCUCGACGUUCGUCGCGGGGCCGCCCGCCCGGUGAACGAACCGAAUCGGACGAGAAAAAACGUACCGGAAGGGAUUGGGCAUGUGGGAUGCGCGCUGUGCUCCGGCAGUCUCGAGACCCUAUUUAUGUUUUAUAUUAUAUUAUAUAUGUAUAUAUAUAAUAUAUAAAUGUACACAUAUGUAUAUAUAUAUAUUAUAUAUAUAAAUAUGUGUAUAAACAUUUUU
Nomia melanderi (Alkali bee) is the source of this 5101-nucleotide messenger RNA. The record is from RefSeq and is a predicted model, not a curated record. Lineage: Eukaryota; Metazoa; Arthropoda; Insecta; Hymenoptera; Halictidae.